Molecule: messenger RNA, 2317 nt
Organism: Lactuca saligna
Lineage: Eukaryota; Viridiplantae; Streptophyta; Magnoliopsida; Asterales; Asteraceae
Source: the annotation of a GenBank genome assembly
AUUGAAUGUGCUUGCCCACGAAAGAAGUUGAAUUGAAUGGGUUCAGUGCUUCCCCACCUUUUAUCAGAGAAAAAAAGUGCUUGUCCACCUAGCUUACAAUGGAAAGUAGAAUUCGCUUUGAAUAUUCAGUUCUACAAACGCCUUUGGGCAAUUCACUUUUGAAGUAAUCAAUUUAAGAUGUGAUUUACUUUAUUGAUGGGGUUCACGUGGGACGCAGAAAAUCAGGGCAAGCAUGGGGGGGGAUCGACUCGUGAACCAUGAUCAGUAGCAGGGGAUCCUUCAAUUGAAAUUUCAAGUUGGUAAAGUCAGCAACUGCGUCAUCUGCAGCCAUUAAAGUCGAUUUGAACUUUUAAGUUGGUGUGGCAGCAUCAUCAGUGUUUAUAAAAAUAAAAAAGCAAAGUUCGCAAUCAGACAAGGCGGCAUGGUCAUAGACUCAUAGAUGAUAAGUUUUUGAUCUUUUGAAUUGGAAAAGAAAGGAUCAUCCAUGGCUCCUACAGGAAAAGCUUUGGGAUUCUAUAAUGAAGACAAUGACUGGUUUUGUAAUGCAGGUUUGCCAAGUGAUCUCACCAUUGUCAUAGAUGGAGUAAACUUCCAUCUUCACAAGUUUCCCUUACUAUCAAGAUGUGGGAAAAUAGAAAAGUUGAUGAAAGAAACUGAAAAUAACAAUAAAGGUACUUCCACCAUCACCCUGGAGGACAUUCCUGGUGGUGCCACCUCAUUUCUGUCUGCAUCUAACUUCUGUUAUGGUGUUCAUAUUGAACUUACACCUACAAAUAUAGUUAUGGUGUAUCACGUGUCAGAUUAUCUUGAAAUGACUGAUGAAUAUGGAGAUGAUAACUUAUUCUCAAAAACAGAGACUUACUUCCAUAAAAAUAUACUAACAAACUGGAAGGAUUGCAUGGUUGCUCUUCAAAGUUGUGAAACCAUUGUAACACAAAGUGACAAUCUCCAAAUCAUCAGUAAAUGCUUGAAUGCCAUGUCAGCAAUGGUGUGCACAGACCCGAGUUUGUUUGGAUGGCCAAUGAUGAUGAUGUAUGGUUGCUUACAAAGCCCUGGAGGUAGCAUUCUCUGGAAUGGAAUCGACACCGGUGCAAGAAUCCAAACAUCGGAAUCGGAAUGGUGGUUUGAAGAUGUUUCACAUCUUAGUAUUGUUUUGUUCAAAAGGCUUAUCAAGACACUGGAAUCUAAAGGCAUCCAACCCGAAAAGUUAACAGGUGCUAUUAUGUACUAUUCUGGGAAAUGUCUCCAUGGUUUAGGCAGAUGGCAAAGUGGGCAGUUUAGUAAAACUAAAUUUAGCGCAAAAUAUGACAUAGUUGAUCAAAGGGUAGUAUUGGAAAUCAUUGUGGAUAUUCUCCCACAUAUAAAGGGCGAGUCUUUUUGUCGUUUCUUAUUGGGACUUUUACGUGUUGGUUUAAUGUUGGGUGUUAGUGAUAAAUGUCAAGAAUCACUUGAAAGGAGGAUAGGAAUGCAACUAGAAUUUGCUACAUUAGAUGGAAUCAUGAUUCCUAGUUAUAUUGAUUCUGAUACAUUAUAUAAUACGGACACUGUUGAAAGGAUGAUUAACUAUUUUAUAACUUGUGAAGAAAUGGGUUUUACAACAUUAACAAAUGUUUCUAAGCUUGUGGAUAGUUAUAUAGCAGAGAUUGCAUCUGAUGUGAACUUGAAACCUGACAAGAUACGUUCACUUGCAAAGUCUCUUCCGGAAUCUUCAAGAUCUUUGCAUGAUGGACUAUACAGAGCUUUGGAUAUUUAUUUUGAGGCUCAUUCGUGGUUGAAUGAGAAAGAAAAAGAAGGUCUAUGCAAAAUCAUUGAGUGGGAGAAACUAUCCAUUGAUGCUUGUGCUCAUGCUUCUCAAAAUGAUGCCUUCAUGUGUUUAAUGACGAAAAUAACCCUACAUAUCAUCCAUUGGGCCUUGUGCAUGAGAAUGAGCUACUAAGAGUUGGCAUGGAGAAGAUGAGGAGAAGAGUGAGUGAACUUGAAGAAGAGUUCAAUAAACUGAGGCAAGAGAUGACAAGGAUGAGUGGGGCCCAUUUGUGUAAGUAAUGUUUUGGUUAGUAUGGGUAAUUGGGUACCAAGAAAACCCACCCGAGAAGCAUUAAUUAUGGAUCUUGGAUGUGUUUUCUUGAUUCCUUUUAUCUUUCUUUUUUCAUCAAUGGUUGUAGCUUUAAUGCAUUACGAUGCUACUUGGAUUUUUGUAGCAAAUGAGCACUAUGCUUUACAAAUGGCCAAUUUGUAUAAAUUAUUACAAUGUAAAUCCAAAGAUUAAAAAAACAAAACAUUGAAUCAAGACUCAAAAUUGUAGCUUUUUGAGAUGAAC